CUUUUUGAAAGAUGCAGUAAUAUAACCUUCCGUAAUAUUUGGGGAGAUGUUUCUGAAUAAUUUAUGUUUUAGCCCUUUAAUUUUUUUAUUUUACUCUAUUUUUGACUGUAUAAAAUAGUUCCUGAAAGUAGUUAGCAUUUGAAAAAUCUUUAGUUUACUAGAACAGUUGUUUUAACUAACUCAAGUUCUGAAAUUAUAAUGAACUUUGUUAUUUAUUCAGUUUUAGCCUUGUUUUGGUUGACAUAUUUUUCAACUGUGGGUGAUAGUGAUUUUUUUGAGUCUUCGCCUCAAUCAGAAAAUGAUUGGGACUCCUCUAGGGAUUUUUUUGGUGAAUAUACUGUGGAAGAAAAUGAUCCUCCUCUGUAUAGGACUGAUGAUUUUCAGUCCGGAAGGAAAGACAGAUCAUCAAGGCACUAUAAUAAUAAAGAGGACUUAAGAUAUAAAGCUUAUCUUAGUAGAUUUAUAAAUAUAUUUUUAAGCAACGCUGGCUUUUGGGAUGAUGUAUUUGAGGAUGGCAGUAAAUCUUUAAGAGUUGAUUUGACUUUAUCAAAAGAGAAUUUCGAUAUACUUAAACAUUUUGGAUCUGAUGAAGAGAUUUCUUUAGAAACAUUAGAAAAUAGUUUCAGAUCAAUGUUUAACAGCAAACAUAAUUUUUACAUAGAAACUUCUGUUGUUAUGGAAUAUUUGAAAUAUGCAAUUUUAAUUGCAUUACUGUUAGCCAUUGUGACAUUUACUGUAUUCGUGUUAAGGAAAAUCAGUUUUAAAAUACCAGGAAUUAGUUUUAUAUUAUUUAUUUCCUACAUUGCUGUUGUGUUUCAGGGAUUAUUAAAACAGUAUGAGGACAUAAGUGAAAAUAUAAUUCUAAAGCGCAUGGAAUUUGACAAUCUUGGUACACCUCCUAAGGAAUGCUUUUAUUCUAAAAUGACUUUUUUGGAAAAAAUGUAUGUUCACAUAUUUAAAGAUGACCCAUGUCAAAGAUUUCUGCAGUCGAGAAAGUCCGUGUGGUAUGAAAUGGACUUAGUUUCAGCUUUUAUUAAACCUUUCCAAUCAUUUUUUUCGACAUUAUGUUCAAUAUUAGGUGAAGGAUCCGAACAAAUGAUUAAGCCGUUCGUAGAUAGAAGUCCAUGGCCGAUUAAUAUACUGUUAGAAUUCUUAGUUACCAUAAUGCAGUUACCUUUAUUAUUUUUUGGUAUUUUUUUAAUAUUCAUUGCGUUUACCCCGAGGAGCAUUUACUUAAAAAUACCUUUUUUGCUCUCAAUGGCCACUGAAAAAAAAGAUGAAUUAAAUUAUAAUCUGUCAAGAAAAAAAUCCAGAGAAGAAAGUGAAUCACGUUGUUCUGAAGGUUGUAUAAAAAAUUAUGUUAUUAAUAAAGGAGGGAUAGUUUUGCUUGGUAAUGAAGAUAAACAGUUUCCAAGUCUUAGCAUCCAAGAUAGUUCUUUGAACAUUAAUAGCCAGCCACACUCCUUUAAAACAUCCCAUCCAACUAAUGAUCCGUUAAUGAACAGAGAAGCUGGUUAUUCGGAGGAUAUAAAGUCAGGUAGCAUUAUUAAUAAACAGUUAGCAAUAAACAAAAAAAAAGUUAAAAGGGAACAUAAAAAGCUUACAUAUGUAAAAAAGAUGAAUUUUAAGCCCAGCAAAAGGGACUUAGCUCUGAAAGUUGCAAAAGAGAGCUUGGAUACUUUUCAAUAUCCUGAGCAUUAAAUUUUUCAAAACAGAAUAUUUUGCUACAAACUGGGAUGUGAUAUUAAUGCCAGUGUGAAAAAUUUCUGAUCAAUAUUUUUAAUUUUUAGUUUUAUGAAGUUUUCAAUAUAUGAUGAACUAUUUUAUAUACUCCUAAAUUUUAUAAAUCAAUGAAAGGAUAAUCAAAUGCAUAUUUUUUAUUAUAUGAUCAAAGUUCUUGGCCCGUGUUUUUUUUUUUUAUAUUUCCUAGAUUUAUAAAUCCAGAUUGAAUUAAUUAAUAUGAUAAUUAAUAUAUAUCAUUUUUAAUUGUAAUAAAAUCCAUUUUUUAUUUUUCAAAUUAAAUCUUAUGCAACAGAUUCCAUAAUAAAAUUACACCAACAUUCUUACAUUGAACCUUUUUUUCAAAUUUAUAUUUUUUGAUACAUGUUAUAUUUAUUAAAUUGAAUAUGAUGGAUGCCUAAUGGUGAUUUAAAUAUUAAAGCUUGAUACAGCAUGAGGCCAACAUAACACCUGAUAAUGAGUGAUUUCUGAAUACUGUUUUGCUUUUUGAUAAAUGAAGUGCACAGUCAUUAAUUUUAUUUUAGAAAAUAAGAAAAGUGAUUCAUGUUUUGGGCCCUUCAGAACCAAAAUUUUGUUGGUUUGACCAUAUAUGUGUACAUAUGAUUACUGUACAUAUGUGUACCAUAUAUGUUGUAUAUUUACUGUGAUUACUGUCAUUUAUAAAGAAAUGUAUAUAUUAAUAAUAAAAAAGAUAUUGUUUGUAAAUAAUUUUUUUUUGUUGGCUAAUAAAGUAAUAAAAUAAAUUUUAAAUCAAC
Nezara viridula (southern green stink bug) is the source of this 2495-nucleotide messenger RNA. The record is from the annotation of a GenBank genome assembly. Lineage: Eukaryota; Metazoa; Arthropoda; Insecta; Hemiptera; Pentatomidae.